Messenger RNA from Argentina anserina (silverweed cinquefoil), 1536 nucleotides. RefSeq names its product stemmadenine O-acetyltransferase-like. The transcript has a single exon. NCBI's taxonomy places the organism in Eukaryota, Viridiplantae, Streptophyta, Magnoliopsida, Rosales, Rosaceae. The record is from RefSeq and is a predicted model, not a curated record. The coding region runs from base 107 to 1399 and encodes 430 amino acids.
CUUAUCUUAAUUUGUUUCAGCUUAUUAGAAAGAUCCUCCACAUACUAGCUAGACUAGUUACUCAUCUAGUCAUCUUAUUGUUCUAUUAAGAGUUUGAUCGAUCAAGAUGAAGGUUGAAGUGAUUAAAAAGGACUACAUCAAGCCUUCUUCUCCAACCCCAAACCACCUUCGCAAACAUGAGCUUUCAUUUCUCGAUCAAGUUGCCCCUCCAAUUUUCAUGCCGAUGCUUCUAUUCUACCCUGCUACUAAUUAUGGUUGCGAUCAUAAUGAUACAACCUUGACCGCUAGCCGGGUUAAGCAAUCCCUCUCCGGUACCUUAACGCAGUUCUAUCCGCUAGCGGGGCGGAUCAUCGACAACGCCUUUGUCGACUGCAACGACGAAGGUACUCCUUUCGUUGAAGCACGAGUCAAGUGCCAACUUUCCGACGUUGUAUCCCAACCGGACCCAAACCAACUCAACAAGCUACUCCCUUGUGAGUUGGAAUGUGUUGUCGAUUUUCUUCUUGCAGUACAAACCAACAUAUUUGACUGUGGCGGCAUGGCUAUCGGGGUUUGCAUUUCCCACAAAGUCGCCGACGCGUUGUCACUGGUCAUGUUUCUCAACUCAUGGGCAUCCAUUUCCCGAGGCGAUAUCUUGAACUACACAGCUCCCACUUUUGAUUUGGCUACAUUCUUCCCGCCGAGAUCCAUAUCAGGGUUCAAACCAGGGACUGGAAUUGCAAGAGACAAAAUCACUACUAAACGAUUCGUUUUCAGUGCCUCCACCGUCGCUUCUCUCCGAAAUAAAUACACGACGUCUGCAACUGACAGACGGCCAACUCGUGUCGAGGCUCUGUCAGCUUUUGUAUGGAGCCGUUUCUUGGCUUCCACGCAAGGAAAGCCCAACCCGGACAUAGUUUACAAAGUUCUCCAUGCCGUCAACCUACGAACCAGAAUGGAGCCAGGGCUUCCGGAGCAUCAUUUCGGCAACGUGAGCCGGUUUGCGACGGCGACAACGUCGUUUGAGGAGGGAGAGGAGCAGUGUUAUAGUUUUGUGGGACAAAUGAGAGAUGCCAUAAAGACCGUCGACGGGGAGUACAUGAGGAAGAUUCUAGAUGGCACGGCGCACGUUAAUUAUUUGAAGCAGAGAGCGGAGGAGUUUCUCAAAGGAGAAGUGGUGUCGUUUAGCUUUACCAGUCUGUGUAGGUUUCCAUUGUACGAGACUGAUUUCGGGUGGGGGAAGCCCAUAUGGGUCGGGUCUGCUAGCCUCACGUUCAAGAAUCUGGUAUGUUUCAUGGAUUCUGGGUCUAGUGGUGGGAUCGAAGCUUGGGUUAAUUUGAAGGAAGAAGACAUGGCUAAGUUCCAAGACGAUGAGCAGUUGCGCGCGCUCACUUAUCCCGCGAGAGAUGCUAAAGUUUAGUGUUGCCCAGUCCACAUCAAUGGACGAUGUUUUUAAUUAGAUUUCCAUGUGCUUAUAUUUUACUUUAGCUUGAUCGAAUUUAAGUAAUUGUUAUUAUUCAGGAUUGAAUAAAUUUGUUUAUGAACACAUACAAUACG